Hyposmocoma kahamanoa is the source of this 1762-nucleotide messenger RNA. RefSeq names its product triokinase/FMN cyclase-like. Gene Ontology annotation, molecular function: glycerone kinase activity. The transcript is spliced from 12 exons. The record is from RefSeq and is a predicted model, not a curated record. Gene Ontology annotation, cellular component: cytosol. Bases 5 to 1528 code for a protein of 507 amino acids. Lineage: Eukaryota; Metazoa; Arthropoda; Insecta; Lepidoptera; Cosmopterigidae. Gene Ontology annotation, biological process: glycerol catabolic process.
CGGGAUGCUGGACGGUUCUGUAUCGGGGAGCGUCUUUGCUUCGCCCGCGACUGGACAAGUUCUUUACGCGAUUGCGCAGCUUUACAAGUAUCACUCGGGUGGAGUCAUUGUUAUAAUUGGAAAUUACACCGGUGAUCGAUUGAACUUCGGCAAAGCUAUUGAGAAAGCAAAAAUUGCUGGCAUUAAGGUGGAAGGUCUUAUAGUGGGAGAAGAUGUAGCGUCUAGUCAUAACAAGACUGGUGGACGCAGUAUGUGUGGUGAAGUUUUCUUCUACAAGUUAUGCGGUGGUAUGGCAGCAAAAGGCUUCGAUUUGGUAACAAUACGCAACAUAGCCGCUGAGGCGAACAAGUUCAUGGCUACCCUUGGCGUUACCUUGUCGCCUUGCUCUUUACCCGGCCAACACACUCUAUUCGAAAUAGCACAUGAUGAAUUAGAGCUCGGUGCAGGAGUACACGGAGAAGCUGGUAUUACGAAAAUGAAGAUAGGGACUGCCAAAGAAGUUGUAACUAUGAUUCUGGAUAAGGUAGUAGCUCACAUAAAAUUAAAGAGUGGCGACAGAGUAGCGGUCAUGAUUAAUAACUUGGGUGGAACAUCUUUACUCGAAAUGAACAUUAUUGCAGCAGAAACUAAGGACUAUUUAGAAAACAAAAGAAUAACGCCAGAACGCAUAUUCUCCGGACACAUGAAGACAUCGCUUGAAAUGCAUGGCUUUCAAAUCUGUUUGAUGAACCUGAACCAGGAACAUGGCGAUUUGUGGUUGGAACUUUUAGACUAUCCCACAACUGUGUUGGGAUGGGCUGGUGGACCUCUGUCCGUGAAGGGAGAUGGAGGAGUUGGUGAUGAUGAGACUUUACUGCAGGCACAUAGUCGGAAGAUCACAACAGGCCCGAAACUAUCACCAAAAGAGCAGGAAAUCUUUAGAGGUUGCUUGGAAACAGCUGCCGAAGAAGUAGCCAAGAAUGAAGGUCUUCUCAAUCGUUUGGAUUCAGGCUGUGGGGAUGGAGAUUGUGGGAAUACGCUUAAGAAAUUUGGACAAGCCAUCACAUCGUAUUUGAAGAUGUCAUCAUUGGAGUAUCCAUCUAACGUGCUGUGGGACCUAUCCGAAAUCGCGGAGACCGAUAUGGGUGGCUCCUCUGGCGGUAUUUACAGUUUAGGACUAUCUGCUGCUUCACAAACUUUAGCAAAUGCCAAAUCAAACGAUGCCAGCGCUUGGUUAACGGCGUGGCAGGGGGCAAUGGAGGCUAUUACAAAAUAUGGUGGAGCGGAGCCGGGUGACAGAACUAUGUUGGACACGUUAUACCCAGCAUCUGUUGUCUACAAAGAGAACAUGAAGGGUGAUAUUAAAACGACACUCAAGAAGACUGUCGAGGCAGCUGAUAAAGGAGCUAAGGCUACAGCUAAUAUGACUGCCAAAGCCGGCCGAGCUUCGUACGUGUCAAGUAUUUACACUCAAGACGAAGACGCAGGUGCAAGAGCUGCCGCCAUCUGGCUUCAAGCUAUACUCAAUUAUAUUAUAGAUAAAUAUUAAACGUAUUUAAAUGUAUUUUCAUUUUGAUUUUACCAAAUUAUUUUAGACCGUAACUUAAUGGCAUAUGGUUGUUUUUUUAAACUUCAUGUGCGACUUGUCAGUAGUAAAAUGGAUCUUUGAAAUUUUACAACAGACCAUCGAGUAUAUAACCAGAAAUAGAGACGAUAUGUCAUUUAAUUUAUUUGAAAUCUAUUCUGCCAAAUCAUUACGGUGACAACUGCGCUCUGAUUGGCC